Molecule: messenger RNA, 4941 nt
Organism: Saccoglossus kowalevskii
Lineage: Eukaryota; Metazoa; Hemichordata; Enteropneusta; Harrimaniidae
Molecular function (GO): ATP binding; protein binding; DNA translocase activity
Source: RefSeq, a predicted model, not a curated record
AUCGAUUGUAUGUUGGGAAAGUCAUCACCGAUAUUGUUUCUGCCCAUGCUGUUGCAGAUGUAACUUAAGUUAGCAAGAGUGAUCUAAAUGGAUGUGUGAUCAAUUUAUUUGUGCCAGAGUCUAACAGAGAAGAACCUCCUCACACCAGCAUAUUGUUGAGUGUAUAUUGAAUACUGAGAAUAAAAGAUGGAUAGAAUAAAUGGUAUAACGAAUGCUACAAGACGAUUAUCUUCAGUUUCCCUGGGUCAUAGGUCACCCCUUAAAGAGAAACAACAAACUGUUGUGGAAGAAGAGGAACAAAUUAAAUACAACAUUCUGGUGAAGAAAUCAAAGCAAAAAGCACUUGAUGGAUUAGCCAGCGAGUCUCUGGCCUUAUUACAGCAAGCUGCCAAAAUAUACGACAACGAAAAAAUACAAAGACGCAUAAGAAAGCUGGAGGAGUAUAUCAAAGAAUAUGGAGAUGAGGAAUCUGAGGAAGAAGAUGAUGGAAUGGCUCUCGUUGGUGAUGGAUUUAGUAUUAGGAAGGAACUCUAUGAAAAACUUUAUCCAUAUCAGAGAGAAAGCAUACUAUGGUUCUGGGGAUUACACAAAAAAAAGUCUGGUGGUAUUUUAGGGGAUGAUAUGGGACUUGGUAAGACUAUACAAGUAAUCGCAUUCCUAAGUGGAUUGUUCGAUGCAGAGAGAGUGAAAAGUAUUCUCAUUGUAUUGCCAGCAACGUUAAUUAUCAAUUGGGAACGAGAAUUUGAUAAAUGGGCGCCUGGCAUAAGAGUACUAACAUACCAUGGCAGUAAUAAGAGAGAAAGAGAGCGAGCUCUCUCUAAAGUUCAGAGAAGAGGUGGUGCUUUAUUGAGCACAUAUGGAAUUAUCUCCAAUAACUGGCAAGAAGUUGCCACCAAUGAUCGUGAUGGCAGAGACUUUGUCUGGGACUAUGUCAUCUUGGAUGAAGGUCACAAAAUAAAAAACAAAAGUAACAAAUCAUCUAAGGCAGUGCAUGCUAUCCCAGCAAAGCGACGCAUUAUUCUGACUGGCACUCCUAUUCAGAAUAAUUUGAAGGAAUUGUGGGCUUUAUUUGACUUUGUAACGCAAGGGCAGCUUCUGGGUACCCUGAAGACAUUUUGUUUGGAAUAUGAGGGGCCAAUUGUCAGGGCACGACAGAAAGAUGCGCGACCAUCCGAGAUGCGGCUCGGCACUGAGAUGGCUGAGAACCUUCGGCAGAUAAUAGAACCGUACUUCAAAAGAAGAACCAAAGCUGAGACGUUGGAGAAGAACAAAGAGAACCAAACUAAGGAUGAUACUCGGGAAGAGAUGGAUGGGAAUACGACUGCCAGCACUUCUACUCCGACACCAUCUUUAACAAGGAAAAACGAUUUGAUACUAUGGGUGUUCUUGAGUAAAGUGCAACAGAAAAUCUACCAGGAUUUUGUAGAAACUCCAGAAGUCCGACAGUUACUGAUGACCACUAGGUCUCCCCUUGCUAUGUUGACGAUGCUCAAAAAGAUAUGUGACCAUCCAAGGCUACUCAACAAGAGAGCAUGUGGUAUGUUGAAUCUAGAGGGAGAGGAGUGUGAUCCGUAUGGGGACUACAGCGACACUGCCAGCCAGAUCUCAUCAUCGGAGUGCGCAGCUGAUAACAUAGACAAUGUGAGCAUUUCAGCCCUGGUGGAGGAGUCUGGUAAACUCGUGGUGCUUAUAUCACUGUUAGAAAACCUACGGGAUGAAGGGCACAGAACUUUAGUGUUCAGUCAAUCAAAGAAGAUGUUGGAUAUCAUGCAGAAGGUGUUGGAAGAGAAGAACUUCAAAUUAAUACGCAUUGAUGGUUCGAUUCGCAAACUAGAAGACCGUGAAAAACUCAUCAAUAAGUUUCAAAGAAACUCAUCUUAUUCAGUAUUUUUGUUGACUACUGGAGUUGGUGGUAUAGGAUUAACAUUGACAGCUGCUGAUAGGGUAGUAAUAUUUGAUCCAAGUUGGAAUCCGGCAACUGAUAGCCAGGCUGUUGAUAGAGCUUACCGACUUGGACAGAAGAAAACUGUUGUUAUUUACAGACUAAUAACAUGUGGAAGUGUAGAAGAAAAGAUUUAUCGUCGACAGAUAUUUAAAGAUUCCAUUACCAAACAAGCAACAGGUUCUUCUAAAGAUCCAUACAGAUAUUUUACAAGACUAGAUAUGAAAGAAUUAUUUAAACUUGACGACCCGACUGUCUCCACAACACAAAUACAGUUGGAGCAGUUACAUUCAGCCAAGAGGAAGACUGACACUAGUCUGGACAUGCAUAUAGCAUACUUAUAUUCACUUGCAAUAUUUGGUAUAAGUGACCAUGAUCUGAUGUUUAGUGAAGAAGCUGAAGAAUGUGAUGAAUCUGAAGAUGAGGUCGUUGGUGACUAUGUACAGCAGAAGGUUAGAAGAGCUCAAGAACUCUUGUCUAAUGAGUCUGAUCUAACUAGACAGUAUAAUGAGAGAAUAAAAAAUGGUACAGAGCCUGCACCAAAGAACGAUCCAAUGGAGCAUCAAUAUAAACCAACUAGAGCUCCAGGCAAGUCAUGGAGUCCCAAAACAGUUGACCUUACAAGGACUAAUGAUGUGGUUGAUCUGCGAGAUGACAGUGGGGAAGAUAGCGAUGUUGUUGAUCUGGACCAAUCUGUAUCUAACUUGGCAUUGCAUGAUCCACCGUCACAAGAACAGCAGGGCAGCAGUAGUUCAUCCAGCUCAAACAACUCAGAAUUCCAUACCGUUGACGACAUUCAGGAGGAUUCAGACGACGAUUCAGAACAUGAUUUAGACAAACUCGGCAGAGAGACUGAUGCUGAUGAGACUCUUCCAGACGUUUUAAACAACUCAAGAUCUGAAAGUUUACGAAAUCCUGAAGACCUUGGAAGUCGUCCUGCCAGUGGCAUGACAUCCAAAAUGAUGAUUGGUGACAGAGAUUUUGAAACCCCAGAUAUUGUUAUUGACCAGACUUGUCUUGAUGGAAACAGCUUUAAAUCACCUACCCCGGCAGGAGAUGCCAUCGUUGAAGACGAUUUAAAUGAAAGCAUCAUCAACACAUGUCGCAAAAAGAAAAGGAAUGCAGCGUUUAUUUCAGAUGACGAGGAGGAAGCUUCCUUUGAAGCCAAUGAGCUGGAAUCUGACAGGGAUUCUGUCAAAACAGAUUAUCACAAUGAUGUAGAAGCAAUGGAUACAGCUGAUGAUGGUGUGCUUGCUAGCCUAUCCCAUGAUUCUAUUGAGAAAGAUUCUCAUGACAUCACUAAUGGACAAAACACCAGAAUCAGUGUUGGAAAGGGAAAAGACAGCCUGUCAGAAAGUGUACGAUCUGAUACUGCCGUUGCUGAUCUUGAACAGGAAGUUGAAGGAGGUGUUUCCGGAGAUAAUGAAACUUCUUUUGUAGAGGUAGACUCUAAACAUUGUCAAGCGAGUUUUGAAUCUCGUGCAUCCAUGGACGGUAAAGACAGUGAUAGUAAUAAUGUUUCAACUGAAGAAAGUUCUGAUCCAGACGAAUCUCUAUCACCAGUAGAAGUAGAUACAAAAGAAAGCCAAGUUGAUUUUCCAUCACCUGUUUGUUCAGAUGAUGAAGAGCGAAAGAUGGAAGCUAUCCUGUCAGAGUCUGUACACAACGUUUUCUCCUCAGACGAUGAAAAUGUCUCCACUCCACUGAACAGAAGUAAGCUAGGUCUACGCACUGCUAGCUCCACAAAGAGGAGAAGAUCAAGCAUUCGAAUGGUUUCGUUAGUAUUGGACUCAGAUGAAGAUUUGCCAGAGAAAGAAUGUAGAGGGUUUAAUCAGUUGAUUAGACAAGACAUUAUGUCUCUGACAGAGUCACCUAUUGUUGCGCAUAGUAAGUCCAAAGACAGCAUGCUUGUAGACAGCAGUGAUGGUGCUUUCGUUGCAGAGACACCUGAAAGCAGUCCAUAUAAAGAGACCAGGACACCAGAAAACCAAUUUCAUAAUAUUCUUUCAGAGACUGAUGAAGAGGAGAAUGGAAAAGAUGAUAGUCUGGCGUCAGAUAUUGAACAGAGUGAUAAUGUUGUUGAUUUGACAGUGUCAUCAAAUGAUGCAUCAGGCAAUCUUGCAGUGGAGGAAAGUGAUGUUCCAGAUGAAGGUGAGGAGGAGGAAGAUGAUGAUGAGGAGAAGGAAGCUGAAGGUGAUGAGGAAGAAAAUGGAGAUGUUGAGGAAGAAGAUGUUCUUGGUGAAGAAGAUAAUACCAAUGAAGAAGGUGUUACUGAUGAAGAAGAUGUUGCAGACAAAGGUGAUGAGGAGGAAGAUGAAGAUGUUGAGGAAGAUGUUGAAGAAGAAGAAGAUGUUCUUGAUGAAGAAGAUAAUACUGAUGAAGGUGUUACUGAUGAAGGUGUUACUGAUGAAGAAGGUGUUGCAGAUGAAGAGCAAGUAGAUGUUACAGAUGAAGAUUUUGCAAAUGAGGAAGAUGAGGAUUUUUCAGAUGAAGAUGAAAACCAUAGGGACAAACAUUUUGAUGAACCAUGUGGUGAAGACAAUACUUCAGGGGAAAGUUUUCAGUCUGCUCAGGAAAAUGUGUCAGAUAAAGAAGUGGUUGAUGAGGACUUGUCAAGUGAAGAGGAAAUUUCCAGAGCGAAAAGAACAAAGAAAGUUCAUGUUCUUGAGGAGAGCUCUGAUGAAGAUGAGGAUGAAGAAGAUGGUAGCUUAGAGAAUUCCAAUGUUCAAGAUGCUUCAAUGGAGGAAGUUAAUAAUGUAGCUACUAGUAGUUCAGAAGAUGAAGAUAUGGAGGCUGAGUCUGCUGUUGAUGAGAGAGAACAGGCUUAUGAGAAGCUUGUUAAGGAUGGCAGAUCUUUUGAGAAAGACGGCAAUGUACAGUCUGCUCUGAAAUGUUACCUCAAGGCUUUAGAUAUCAACAGCCAGGAUAAGAACUUGCAGAAAAAAACAGUUCAACUUUAUGAGAAAUAUAAAUACCACAGUAAUCAGGGCAAAAAAUAA